Messenger RNA from Arabis nemorensis, 3756 nucleotides. Lineage: Eukaryota; Viridiplantae; Streptophyta; Magnoliopsida; Brassicales; Brassicaceae. The record is from the annotation of a GenBank genome assembly.
AUGCAGCAAAACUCUCUUCCUCUUCUUCUUGUUCUGUUUUUGCUCUGUUUUUCAAUCGGGUCCGGUUCGGGUCAAACCAACGACGAUCUCCAAACCCUUCUCGAGUUAAAGAAAUCUUUUCUCACAAACCCAAAAGGCGAAAACUUUCUCCGGAAUUGGAAUUCCGAUGAUUCCGAUUUCUGUAACUGGACCGGAGUCACAUGCGGUGGUCGUUUCGUCGUCGGUUUAAAUCUCUCCGGUUUAAACUUAACCGGUUCAAUCUCUCCUUCGAUUGGCCGGUUUAAUAACCUAACCCAACUCGAUCUAUCUUCCAACGGUUUAGUGGGACCCAUCCCCACUACUCUCUCCAACCUCUCUUCUUCCUUGGAAUCGCUGCUUCUCUUCUCUAACCAACUCAGUGGUACAAUACCGAGUCAACUCGGUUCUCUCCUUAACCUCAAGACGUUAAAGCUCGGUGACAACGAACUCGUCGGAACCAUCCCGGAGACGUUUGGGAAUCUCGUCAAUCUCCAGACACUCGCUUUGGCCUCGUGUAGACUCACCGGUUUAAUACCGAGUCAACUCGGUCGUCUCGUUCAGCUCCAGGCUUUGAUUGUACAAGAUAACAACCUCGAAGGACCGAUUCCUCCCGAGUUAGGUAACUGCACGAGCCUAACUCUCUUUACCGCGGCGGUGAACCGUCUCAACGGGUCGUUACCGGUGGAGCUGAGUCAACUCGUGAACCUUCAGAUACUCAAUCUCGGAAACAACAUCUUCUCCGGUGAGUUACCGAGUCAACUCGGUGAUUUACGCAGUCUCCAAUACCUUAAUUUGGUUGGUAACAAGCUUCAAGGUUUGAUUCCGAGGAGAUUAACCGAUUUGGUGAAUCUUCAAACUCUUGAUUUGUCUAAGAAUGAUCUCACCGGAGGAAUCCCUGGCGGAUUCUGGAACAUGAAUCAUCUUGUUAGUUUGGUUUUGUCGAAAAAUCGUCUCUCUGGUUCAUUACCAAAGAGUUUAUGUUCUAACAACACAAGCUUGGAGCAACUGGGUUUGUCUGAAACUCAACUUUCCGGCGAAAUUCCGUCGGAAAUCAGUAAAUGUCAGUCAUUAAAGGGGCUUGAUUUGUCGAACAAUACGCUUACUGGUCCGAUCCCGGAUUCGUUGUUUCAUCUCGUCGAUCUCACUGUUUUGUCUCUUCACAACAGUAGCGUGGAAGGUACGUUAUCUCCAUUGAUAUCUAACCUAACGAAUCUAAAAGAGCUUGCUCUGUCUCACAAUGACUUGGAAGGCAAGUUACCUAAAGAAAUUGGAUCGCUAACCAAAUUGGAGGUUCUGUAUCUAUACGAGAAUCGGUUUUCGGGUGAAAUCCCGAAUGAGAUUUGGAAUUGCACGAAUCUGAAGUCGGUCGAUAUGUUCGGGAAUCAUUUCAGUGGCGAGCUUUCUUCUUUAAUUGGAAGAUUAAAAGAGCUUACUUUCCUUCACUUGAGAGAGAACGAGCUUAAUGGUAACAUUCCCGCCACUUUAGGUAACUYUAACCAACUGACGAUUUUGGAUUUAGCCGAUAAUCAGUUCUCGGGUUCGAUUCCUUCCUCGUUCGGGUUCUUAAAGGCGUUAGAACAGUUACACCUUUACAACAAUUCUCUUGAAGGGAAUCUUCCGGAUUCACUUAUCAACCUCAAGAAUCUCACAAGGAUCAAUUUCUCCAGCAACAAGCUUAAUGGUUCGAUUAGUCCGUUGUGCGGUUCAAGCGCUUAUCUUUCGUUUGAUGUCACGGAAAACGAAUUCGAGGGAGAUAUACCUCUUCAGCUAGGGAAGUCACCGAAUCUUGAUCGCUUAAGGUUGGGGAAGAAUCAAUUCACAGGAAAAAUCCCUUGGACAUUUGGGAAGAUCCGCGAGCUUUCUUUAUUGGAUAUCUCAAGCAAUUCUCUCACAGGAACCAUACCGGUAGAGCUCGGUUUGUGCAAGAAUCUGACACAUAUUGAUCUGAACAGUAACUUACUUUCAGGGUUUAUACCUCCAUGGCUUGGAAAGCUUCCGUUAUUGGGAGAGAUCAAGCUUUCUUCGAAUAAGUUUAUCGGUUCUCUCCCUACUGAUCUGUUCAACUUAACCAGGCUUCUUGUGUUAUCUCUUGAUGGCAAUUCACUUAACGGUUCGAUUCCACAAGAGAUUGGAAACUUGGAAGCUCUCACUGUACUUAACCUUGAAAAGAAUCAGUUUUCAGGUCAUCUUCCUCCAUCCAUUGGGAAGCUGAGCAAGCUUUAUGAGCUUCGGUUAUCGAGAAAUGCCUUAUCCGGAGAAAUCCCUGUUGAGAUUGGACAGCUACAAGAUCUUCAAAGUGCUUUAGAUCUCAGCUACAACAACUUUACAGGAGAUAUCCCUUCUACGAUUUCGACAUUACAUAAGCUUGAAUCUCUUGAUCUGUCUCACAAUCACCUUGUAGGAGAAGUUCCCGGUCAAAUCGGGGAAAUGAAAAGUUUGGGAUAUCUCAACCUCUCUUACAACAACCUCGAAGGCAAAUUGAAGAAACAGUUCACUAAAUGGCAAGCCGGUUCCUUCGUAGGAAAUGUAGGUCUCUGUGGAAGCCCUCUUAGUCACUGCGACAGAGCGGGGCCGUACAAGAAUCAACGAGGUCUUAGUCCGAAAACCGUGGUUAUAAUCUCUGCGAUUGCUUCAUUAGCAGCGAUUGCUUUGGUGGUACUUGUAAUCAUCCUCUUCUUGAAGCAAAAUCAUGAUCUUUUCAAGAAAUCGCGAGGCGGAAACAGCAAAUACUCAUCAAACUCUUCUUCUUCUUCAUCACAAGCUCCUCUCUUUAGAAAUGGAGGUGCAAAGUCAGAUAUAAAGUGGGAGAGCAUCAUGGAAGCUACACAUUACCUUAACGACGAGUUCAUGAUUGGAUCAGGAGGUUCAGGGAAAGUUUACAAAGCGGAAUUGGAGAACGGAGAGACGAUUGCUGUGAAGAAGAUUCUUUGGAAAGAUGAUUUGAUGUCGAAUAAGAGCUUUAACAGAGAAGUGAAGACUCUUGGAACAAUCAGACACAGACAUUUGGUUAAGCUAAUGGGUUACUGCAGCAGCAAAGCAGAAGGCUUGAACCUUUUGAUCUAUGAGUUUAUGGAGAAUGGAAGCGUAUGGGAUUGGCUUCACGCGAGCGAGAAGAAGAAGAAGGAGAUUCUUGAUUGGGGAACAAGAUUGAAAAUAGCAGUUGGUUUAGCUCAAGGAGUAGAGUAUCUUCAUCAUGAUUGUGUUCCUCCGAUUGUUCACCGCGAUAUCAAAUCAAGUAAUGUGCUUCUUGAUUCCAACAUGGAAGCACAUUUAGGAGAUUUCGGACUCGCUAAGAUCCUAACUGAGAAUUGUGACACAAACACAGAAUCAAAUACUCUCUUUGCAGGCUCUUAUGGCUACAUUGCGCCAGAGUAUGCUUACUCGAUGAAGGCGACUGAGAAGAGCGAUGUUUAUAGUAUGGGAAUAGUGUUGAUGGAGAUUGUGACUGGUAAAAUGCCAACGGAGGAAGUGUUUGAUGAAGAGACUGAUAUGGUUAGAUGGGUAGAGAAGGUUCUUGAGAUGCCUACAGCGAGAGAGAAGCUGAUUGAUUCAGAGCUUAAACCGCUACUACCCCACGAAGAAGAAGCAGCUUAUCAGGUUCUUGAAAUAGCAAUUCAGUGCACAAAGACUUAUCCUCAGGAUAGACCAUCUUCAAGACGAGCUUGUGACUGUCUUCUUAAUGUCUUCAACAAUAGAGCUGCCAGUUACAGGGAGAUGCAAACUGAUUCCGAGAAAUGA